Molecule: messenger RNA, 14199 nt
Organism: Diabrotica virgifera virgifera (western corn rootworm)
Lineage: Eukaryota; Metazoa; Arthropoda; Insecta; Coleoptera; Chrysomelidae
Product: ubiquitin carboxyl-terminal hydrolase MINDY-3 homolog
Exons: 8
Coding region: 168-1487 (439 amino acids)
Biological process (GO): protein K48-linked deubiquitination
Molecular function (GO): calcium ion binding; K48-linked deubiquitinase activity; cysteine-type deubiquitinase activity
Source: RefSeq, a predicted model, not a curated record
AUAUUUCCCACUCCCACAGCCUAUUUUUGUGUUCUAAUGUUGGCUAUAGUUUUUCAGUUCGAAAUUGGCACUACUGCGCAAAUUACGAAAUGUCAAUUUUGUUAUAACCUUAAAUGUAAACUAAAUAUUUAUUGUAAAAAUUGUAUAUUUAAAUAUUUAAUUUAACAAUGGCAGAUACUCUACCCUCUGCCAUUGAACAGGAAUUGUUAGGUAUUAAAAAUCUUCUCUGGGGCAACGAAAUUAAACUAGACAUUUUUAAAAGAUGGUCACAAGGCUUUUACUUUAGCAAGAAUGAACAAAGUGCUUUAGAACAAACAGAGGGAGGGCCUUGUGCAAUAAUAGCUCCUGUUCAGGCAUUUAUACUCAAAAACCUUUUAUUAGACUACAAAGAUCUUUCAUUUCGAGAAAAGGUUAAUUUAGAGCUCCAAAAUCACAGUUUGGUAUCAGCUCUCUGUGAAAUAUUGAGACAAUGUAAUAUCCGGAAGUAUUAUGUAGUAUAUUUAAACAGUGAAUUUAGUGCAGCAGUCAACCAAGCAGAACUAAAAUGUGAAGCAGAGUCAAGUAAAGCUGUAGAAAAUUUAGAAAUAGAUCCUGCUAGGUUUCAUGAUGGCCUCAAAGUACAUAGUUAUCAGUGCCUAGAUGAAGUUAAAAACUAUUAUUGUGAGAACAUCACAAAAUUAAGAGCACAGUAUGGCAUUUUAUUGUUUUUAUAUUCUGUAAUAGCUUCAAAGGGUUUAGAAAUAGUAAAAUCUGAGUCAGAUACUCAGGAUCCUUUGAUAGAUGAGACGUAUGGCUAUGGUAGCCAAAGCCUUAUAAAUUUAAUGAUAACUGGUAGGGCAACUACUUACGUUUGGGAUCACCAUGAAGAUGUUGGAGGUUUGAAACUAUUAGGAAUUGAAAGACAAAGUCAAAUAGGUUUUAUAACUGUUAUGGAAUACCACAGGUAUUGUACAGUUGGGUCAUUUUAUAAAAAUCCAACCCAUCCUGUUUGGGUAGUUGCUUCAGAUACACAUUUAACAGUGCUCUUCAGUGAUGAAAGGAAAUUAGUAAGUCCGGAAACCAAAAGUGAACAAGCCAGACGAGUUUUCAAAAGUUUUGAUCCUCACGGAAAUAACUUUAUUAGUUCUGACAAAUUGCAGGAGGUGCUUCAAAAUUUAGACCUUGUAAGCGAACUUGAAUACGUCAAUAUAAUGAAGAAAAAAUUAGAUAACGAAAAUCUAGGUAUAAUUUUAUUAAACGCUUUCAUGGAUGAAUUCUUUCCCAAAGAAGAAUCGUCGACUCCAGACAUGUUUACUCUCGUUCAUUAUAACGGACUCGCCAGGAGUAAUGUCAAUAGUCAAGUCCACUAUCACAUAGGCUCUGCCAUUCUUCUUGAAUCCGAUAUCAAAUCGGUGUGCGAAUCAAACCCAAUGCUUACCGUACUACAGACGAAGUGGCCAAACAUUGAAGUGAACUGGUGGGACAACAUUACACCAUCUCUUAACUGAAAUCAAAAAGCAGUUUGUUUUUUAUGAAAAAAAAAUCCUCUCCCUAAUCAUGCGCAUUUAUUAAUCAUAUAUAUUUAAUUUAAUCCGUUACGCAGUUCAAUAAAUUUUUUAUUUUGCAUUAAUAUACGAAUUUUUGAAUAAUCUGUGGACGACUAUUCUACAAACGAAAAACCUAUGUAAUACAAGAACUUAUACUUAAUAAAAACAACACUUUCUGUUGUUUAUUCGCUCCAUGCGUGACCAUGGUGGGGGUACAUGAAACGAUGCUAGCGUGAGGAGCGGCGAAAUAUGACAAUUUUGGCGAUUCUUUGUAAUGUCAGUGUCAUUUUAUAACACAUUUUAUCAAAAAUGGUAAAUAAAUGUUGCGUAAGUAUUUAAUUGUGCUAAUAAUAGCAAAAAAAGCGUAAUUUCUAUAGAUCGCCAAUAAUGACAAAUCAAUUAGAGAAAGAUUUAACCUAGGCGGAAUAAACUCAAAAGAGUACAGUCAUUGAAGCGUAAAAUAGGUUUUUACCUUCGAAAUUUUUUACUAUGAACCGAUUUACAUAAGAUUUUGGAAUUAGGCUUAUCGUACCUUAACUUCAAAAGUGAUAUUGACCCGAACUCCGUUUUUUAUUUUAAGGGGUGAAAACAACCCCUUAAUGGAAAAAUUGACAUUGAGCCAUUUUAUCGCCAAGAAAUGUGUUUAAUAAUAAAGAGUGACAUUGUGAAGUGUUUUCUAACACAAUAACCUCAUGUUAAACUCAUUUUCAUCACCUUGAAAACCCCGCACAACCCUUGCAAACAACCCCUAAAUCGAAAAAAAUUACACAAAUUAAUUUAGUAUGACAUAAAAAGAUUUAAAUAUAGAGUAAAUGAUGUUUUACCUUCUCUAUAUUAAUUAUCAUAUUGUUAACCCCAUUUCAACCCUUAAAAACAACCCCUAAAUAGAAAAAAUUUACAAAAAUUAAUUUGGUUUGACAAGAAAACCUUAAUAUAGAGUAAAUAAUAUUUUACGUUCUCUAUCUUAAUUAUUUAAUUGUUAACCCCUUUCAACCCUUAAAAUCAACCCCUCGAUUAAAAAUUGUAUAAAAAAUUUCUUUUGAAAAACUAAAACACAAUUUUAAUAAGAUAUAAUUAAAACAAAACAGUUUUUCACUGUUCUUACAUUUUUUUAUUAAACAAAAUGUUGAAAUCAGGAUUCUAGUUAAAAUAUUUAAUUAUAUUAUAAACACGUGCCUAUUCCUUUGUAGACGGAAAUAUACUGGUCACAAGGUCACAUUAUAGAGCAUACAUAUUUAAGAAAUUCGUAACGGAAAAAUGGAGCACGCACAGUAGACCACCAGCAAUACACAUGCUUACCUUCCAAAAAUUCACGCUCCGAAAUGUUUAGUGUACUAAGUAGAAAAAAAUACGAUUAGUUUUUGGGCCAUAACUACUUCAAUUUUGAAGCUAUCACAACUUAUAAAAACCAUUUUGAAGGUAAUUAAAAGAGCUACAACUUUGUUCAUCAUAAUAUGUAGUGAAAAACCUUUUAUUUUGAAACGGUGCUCGAGAUGCAGUUAAAGGGCUCGAGAGAGACUGUGGUUGCGCUACCACGCGCUCUUUAAUCAAUCAUAUCUUCGUCAAUUUUAGUGUGAUUGGAAAAACAAACAAAGCAAAUUUUUUGUCAAAAAAAAACCUAUUUUUCUUAAUAUUACACUUUUUUACGUAUCUUUCAUUAUUUUUGAGAUAUUAUGAAAAGAAGGUGGUUUUUUUAAAAAUUCGAAAAUUUUUUUUCUUAAAAUCGUGAUUUUUUCAAAAAAUAUUUGUUCCAAAGCCGCGAAACUGCUAGAAUCCAUCAAACUCUUUAUAUCAAAGUUGAUUCUAGACGGAAUACGAUUAAUUUUAAUUUUGGUGGAAAUGGCACUUAUGAAAUCCAUUGAUUUAAAAAGAAAAGCAAUUAAUGUUCCUCUUUUUUUUUCAUUACAGCUCACUCAUUUUACGUACAAAAGACUUUUAACAGUACUCAUUUUAAAGCCUAUUUUAAACACUAUACAAUCAUUUCUCAUUAGCAUGCAUAAAAUUUAUUCGAUCUCCGCUAGAUGGCAUUGAAUACAUCCAUUAAAUUUCACACAAAAUAAAAAACGGCUUUGAUCUUCAAUAUCUCGCUUAAUGUUGCACUUAGAACCACUCUUUAAAAACCAAUUUGUUCAUUUUUUUAUCUGCUACAAUUUUGUUCAGUAUAAUAUUAUCGUCAAAAUGCAUAUUUUUGGAGAUAUUUGCAAAAAACUUGAAAAUCGUGAGAAAAUUCCGAAUUUUCAAUUGCCAAUAACUUGAAAAGUAUUGGGGUUUUGAAAAAACUAUAUAUAACAUUUUUUGCUUAAAAUUAGGUCUUCUGUCGAUAUCUGAGGUUAUUUUGAAAAAAAAAAUUUCCACCACCGAAAAGGGGUGGCAACCACCCCCUGGGUGAAAACUGAGUUCGGGUCACUUUUGAAGUUAAGGGUAGGAUAAGCCUAAUUCCAAAAUUUCAUGUAAAUCAAUUUAUAGUAAAAAAUUUCUGAGCUAAAAAGCUUCAAUGAUUGCAAUAAGACAGAUCCACACCAAAUAAUGUUACUAUAAAAAUCACCCGAUUAUUCUUUUUUAGUUGACUAUGUAGGACUUCGACGGUAAUCCAGUAAUCAGUAUCAGACAACUUAUAGGACUAAUAAAAAUUCGCUAGAGUUCUAAAAACAACAGUUUUUUUUAUAUACAUAAAUGCAGACUAAAAAUUUAAAAAUUAAAGAAAUAACUCACAAAACACAAACAUCGCCGAUAUAAUUAAUUAACCUAAGAAAUUUAAAGCGAAUAGUCCCAAAAUUUCAUAAAUGUUAAUAGUGCCAAAAUUUUAUAAUUUAGUGGAGUAAACUUGCCUGCGGUUGGACCAAUUACAAACAACCAUUACAGUGCGGUAAAUUUGAAUUACUCCUCCUAGUUUAAAAACGAUGAUAGAUUUUCCCUUUUUGUUCUGUUUGAGAUUGAAAAGAUAAAUUAUUGUGAUGCAUUUUUAGAAACCCAGUUCUUAAUACUACAUCCAUUUUAUACAUAAAUUGGAAAAGUAUCGUUAAAAAACUAAUUAUUAAUAAUUUGGUUUUAUGUAUUUAUUAUACGCUUAACUUCAAAUUUGGGUCGCCAAAAAUGUCAGGUGACGACGCUAGGUGUCGCGUCAGUCAUGCACGGAGCGAAUACUGAAAUGCCGACGCCAUUUUAUUUAUUUUGUAUUUUGGUGUUUUUGAUGUUUUUUUAUUCAAAAAAUUGUUUGGUUAGAUAAUGGCAGCUGUUCUGCUAUAAGCAUAAAUAUUCCGUUUUACAGUAUUGGGUAUUUUAUGUAUUUUGCUGGUGUUUCCAUGCUUCCUUGAGUUCCGUUGCACGAUUUUCUUUCAGUUACUUUAUUAAUUCGUGCUUGUUCUACUGUUGAAUGACGUGAAUGACUUUCUUUGUUGUUUGGUCUCUUUUUGAAAAUCUUCUGUUCAAAUCCAAAACUAGAUAAAAAUUUGUAUAAGCUUAUCAAACAUUUUUUAAGGUUCCUUUUUUCUUGCGUUAUUGAUAGUGCAGCCGAUAUUAUGUGAAACAAUUGUGCAUUUAGUGAUAGAAGUAUAUAAUUUGGACUAAAUAUACUGCACAUAUAAAGGUUCAAAUUUAGAUAUGAGACCAUCUCAGAUUUUGCCUUUUACAAAAAUGGCGGUGAUUCAAAAUGGAGACUAUACAUUGUGACUAAUAGCACGAUAACUUUUGAACGAGACUUCAGAUUUCAACCAAAUUUGGCAUAUAGGUUCUUUUUUUGAUGUAUAAGAUCGAAGUCUUGAACCGGAAGAAUCGGUUUACCAGAAGUUGUGUUCCUGAUUUUUAUGUAAAAACAUGCUGUUUUUUUUUCAAUUCUUUCACCCUGUAUAUAUUAAUUUUUCAAAAAGUUAAUACCACCAUUGAAAAGAGCGUAAAAAUAUUUUUCAGGAAAUAUUUUUAACUAUAAAUAUAAACAUACUAUAAAUAUAACAUAACUAUUAAAUAUAAAUAUUUUUAGUUAUGUUAAUUACCAUUUAAUAAAUGCACAUGUUGUUUUUAAACGUAUCUUCACAUGUACCUAUAUGCGGCAGAUUCGUGCAAAUAUUAUAAGAAUUAUUGUGCAUUUAAUGGUAGAAGCAUAUAAUUUGGACUACGUAUACUACACAUAUAAAGGUUCAAAUUUAGAUACGAGGCCAUCUCAGUUUUUGUUCCUUUUACAAAAAUGGCGACUAUACAUAUGUGACUAAUAGCACGAUAACUUUUGAACGAAACGUCAGAUUUCAACCAAAUUUGGAAUGUAGGUUCUUUUUUUGAUGAAUAAUAUCGAGGUCUUGAACCGGAAGAAUCGGUUUAGCAGAAUUUGAGCUUUUACUGUUUUUUGUACGUAAUAAUAUGCUGUUUCUUUUUCAAUUUUUUCACCCUGUAUAUAUAAAUAUUUCAAAAAGAUAACGCCAUUGAAAAGAGUGUAAAUAUAUUUUUUAGGAAAUAUUUUGAACUUUUCAGUUGUGUUAAUUACUAUUUAAUAAAUGCAUAACGUAUAUUCACAUGUACCUAUGGGCGGCAGAUUCAUUUUGAAUGCCCGCCAUUUUUGUAAAAGACUAAAUCUGAGAUGGCCUCAUAUCUAAAUUUGAAUCUUGGUAUGUGUAGUGUGUGUGGUCCAAAUUAUAUGCUUCUACCAUUAAAUGCACAAUAAUUCUUAUAUUAUUAUUUGCACGUAUCUGCCGCACAUAGGUACCUACAUGUGAAGAUACGUUAUGCAUGUAUUAAAUGGUAAUUAAUAUAACUAAAGAGUUCAAAAUAUUUCCUAAAAAAUAUUUUUACGCUCUUUUCAACGCCGGUAUCACCUUUUUGAAAAAUUCAUAUAUACAGGGUGAAAGAAUUGAAAAAGAAACAACAUAUUUUUACAUAAAAAAAAAACAGUAAAAACAAAUUCUGGUAAACCGAUUCUUCCAGUUCAAGACCCCGAUAUUAUUCAUCAAAAAAAGAACCUAUAUACCAAAUUUGGUUGAAAUCUGACAUCGCGUUCAAAAGUUAUCGUGCUAUUAGUCAUAUAUGUAUAGUCGCCAUUUUGAAUGCCCGCCAUUUUUGUAAAAGGAACAAAAACUGAGAUGGCCUCGUAUCUAAAUUUGAACCUCUAUAUGUGUAGUAUAUGUGGUCCAAAUUAUAUGCUUCUACCAUUAAAUGCACAAUAAUUCUUAUAAUAUUUGCACGAAUCUGCCGCAUAUAGGUACAUGUGAAGAUACGUUUUGCACUUAAUAAAUGGUAAUUACCAUAACAAAAAAGUUAAAAAUAUUUCCUAAAAAAUAUUUUUACGCUCUUUUUAAUGGCCGUAUAAACUAUUUGAAAAAUUAGUACAUACAGGGUGAAAUAAUUGAAAAAAAAACAACAUAUUUUUACAUAAAAACCAGGAAAAACACAACUUCUGGUAAACCGAUUCUUCCGAUUCAAGACCUCGAUCUUAUACAUCAAAAAAAGAACCUAUAUACCAAAUUUGGUUGAAAUCAGAAGUCUCGUUCAAAAGUUAUCGUGCUAUUAGUCACAUAUGUAUAGUCGCCAUUUUGAAUCCCCGCCAUUUUUGUCAAAGGCAAAAUCUGAGAUGACCUCCUAUCUAAUUUUGAACCUUUAUAUGUGUAGUAUAUGUGGUCCAAAUUAUAUGCAUUCUAUCAUUAAAUGCAAAAUUCUUAUAAUAUUUGCACGAAUCUGCCGCACUAUGAAUGAAAUACUGCAUUCAACGUUGCGUGCAUUGAGGAGCAAAAGAUACACGUUCUUUCUAACUCUCCUAUUCCUAUUAUUACUAUUCGCACUAACAUUCGAAAGACAUGCAUAGUUCUAUAUUUUUAUAAUCAGCGUGCGAUGUUCACCAAAGUAUGACGUCUGCUCAACGUUCCACUGUCUGGAAACAACUGGGAAAUUAUAAAUUAAAAAAUACUUCGAAAAUUAAAAGAAAAAAAAUAAAUUACACCGAAAUAAAUAUUCUAUAGAUUAUAAUAUUGUUCUGAAGCUAUUUUCUUGUGGAUAUUAAUACAAUAUUUUUAUUGGAAAUUAGCCACAAUUUUUUUACUUUAAAAUAAGUUUAUUUUGACGCUUCGAUUUCCACUUCGGAAAUCGUUUUUAAAAUACAAAUUAAACAACUUUUGUUUUUGUAACUUGGUAAUAAAAAAAUUCUUUUAAUAAUUUGAUUUUAUCUGGGUCAUCCAUAUUAACAGUUCAGACAUAUAUUUUAAAGAGAUGACUUUAAAAUGAUAUUGUCAAUAUUUUUGAGUUGGGUUACUGGGACGACUUUAUUGAAAGAUAGUUCAUUCGAUUACGUGAAAUCACUUUAACUUACAAAUUCCCGUCAAAAAAACAAUAGCGUGUUAUUUGACAACCAAAUGCAAUGAUGAAAGUAAAAAUCUCCAGUUAGUGAUCCCAUAGUAAAUCAUGAGGAGAAAUCAGGAAAAAACUCAUGGUACUAUCUCGACAAGGUGAGUGGGAGAAGAGGGGAACAGUGUUACAUAAAUGCUUUUGUUCGAUGUCAUUUUGACAGUAUUUCAUUAAAAAUAAUUUUUUUUAAUAUCUUACAACCCGUUUGGAUUUGAGACAUACUAUGAUAUAAUCAACUACAGAAAAAACUUAUAUGAUUAGUCGGUACAAACGAUUUUGUAGAGAAAAUACAAGUGUAUCAUUGUGCCCCACUAGUGGGGAACAGUGUUAUACAGGAUGUUUGGUAAAGAAUGGGUCAUAGCUUAACCUUAGAUUCCUGAGCUUAAAAUAGGUCGAUUUAAGCUAACUUACCUUAGUACAAAAGUUGAUAAUUACCGAAAUACAGGGUGUCAAAGUUAAACUUUUAUUUUAUUUAUUUUUGAAUAUUUCCUGACAGGCAUUUGACAACAACACGAAAUUUGGUAAGUGGUGCUGGUAUUGUACAAUCUACUAAAUUAUGUUAACAAACGUUUCUGGAAAAUAAUAUCUGGAAAACUAAUGACUUUAUCGUUACAAAUGAAGAGUAUAUUAUUUUCAUAGAAAGUAUUGGAGUAUCUAAAAAUUAUGCUAAAAUAGCAGUCUCAUCAGUGGCGUAGAAUUUGGGAAGGGUCAACCAUUUACUUUCCCCUGUCGUACGCCUCUGGUAUUAACCAGAAACGAUUAUUUAAAAUAAUUUAGUGUGUACAGUACCUACACUUUCUGCCAAGUACCAUAAGGAUAUGUCAAAUUAUUUUAUAGUACCGGGCACACAUAGUUCUUAAAGUUUUAAAUAAAGAAUAAAUUAUUAAAAAAAAAUACUUUAAAAUAAUUUGACAUAUCCGUGUGAUACUUAUGGCAGAAAGUGUAGGGGCACUGUACACCCUACUAAAUUAUGUUAAAUAAUCGUUUUUGGCUACUACCAGAGGCGUACAGCAGAGGAAAGUGAAUGGUUGACCCUUCCCAAAUUCUACGCCACUGAUUAAACUGCUAUUUUAGCAUAAUUUUUAGAUUCUCCAAUAUUUUCUAUGCAAAUAAUAUACUCUUCCUUCGCAACGAUAAAGUCAUUGGUUUUCGAGAUAUUUGAAAUUAAAAAUGAAAAGGUACACUUAUUUUGAUUAAUGUAUUAUGCUCCUUCGUUUUUAGCUUUAAAUAUCUCGAAAACUAAUGGCUUCAUCGUUUCGAAUGAGGAGUAUGUUUUUUAUUAUAAAAUAUUGGAGAAUCAAAAAACUGCACUAAAAUAGCAAUUUCGCCAGUGGUGUAGAAUUUGUGAAGGUUCAACCAUUCACGUUCCCCUGUCGUACGCCUCUGGUAGUAGCCAGAAACGUUUGUUUAACAUAAUUUAGUAGAUUGUACAAUACCAGCACCACUUACCAAAUUUCGUGUUAUUAGCCUAGGCCUGUUAGGAAAUAUUCAAGAAUAAAUAAAAUAAAAGUUUAACUUUGACACCCUGUAUUUUUGGUUAUUAUCAACUUUAGUUGCCGAUGAAUCACUCCAAAAUAUAUGUGAAACCCUUAACAGCAUCAGAGAAGAACAUCUAAUAGAAAAGAAAGAGAUGAGAAAAAGUUGGAUGAACGACAAUAUACUACAACUUAUGGAAGAAAGAAGAAAAUCAAAAAACAACAAAAUAAUCUACAACACGAUUCAGAGACAAAUAAGAACUGAAAUAAGAAAGGCCAAAGAAAAUUGGUUAAAAUCACAGUGUAAAGAGAUAGAGUACACCGAGUACUCGGAGGUUUUCUGAGUUGCUGUUCAAAGAAAACGUUCAAAUUAGUAACAUUUUAUUUUGCUAUUUUACUUAGACUGUUUAUUAAUAUAACUAUGUUGUGCUAUACAAUUUUUUUAAUUGUUUAUAAAUAUAAACUCAAUGUAUAUCUGACAGCGUUUUUCCUUCAUUGAUUUCAAAAUCGAUUUACUAUAUUUUAUUUUGAUAGUGUGAUCCUUCGUGGUCACUAUAUACUCCAAAGUCUUUCAUGCUCCUUGAUAGAUCUCCGUUGUCCAUCAAAACAGCUAAAAUCAAAGAAUAUCUCGAGAAGUACAAAAACUACAACGAAUAAGACUAAUUUUAACAUAGAUCCUAAAAACAAUAUGUGGAUCAAUAAAUGACAAUAAGUCAUGGAGGAAAUGUUUUAAUUUGGAGCUAUACCACCUGUAUAUUGAGAACCAUAUAUCAUAAAAAAAAUUAAAAUCCAGAUUGAGAUGGAUGGGACAUGUUUUAAGAAUGAAAGAUGAAGACUUGGUGCGAAAAUCGAUAUUUGAAAAAUCUGUAGGAUAGAUGGAAGAUGACAACAUGGAAGAUAAAAAACAACGGUUCCUGGACGACUUGGAAAAGCUCAUCUACAAGUACUGGGGAUAAUGAUAUGGAGAAUAACGAGAGAGCGCUGAAAGGAUCUUUGAAUGGUAGCCAAGUCUUACUAAGGGCUGUAGAACUGUAACGAAAAAUAAAAAUCUGUAAAAUAUAUUUAUUGAAACCAAAAACUGGAUGGUCUUAAAAAAUUAGUUCGUUUUGUUCAUAAAAAAAUUCACCCUGUGUAUGGUUUUUAAAAACUCUAAUAAGUCUAUUAUUUAACUCUAAAUACUUAAUAAUAGGCAAUUCACCUAAUAAAACUUAGGCACAAAAAUCUAAAAAGACAACGAAAUCAAAAUUAAAAAUUGUAGCAGAUUUUCGAAAUGAAAUCCACAAAUUUGUUGUGUGAACAAAAAAAACUAAUUUUUUAAAACCGCCCCUGAUUUUUUUAAACAUCAAUGAAUCAGUUAAUUAGGGGGUCCCUGAUUUUUUUAGUUUCAAUAAAUCACAGUUUACCACAAUAUGAGACAAUUCGAAAUUAUUCCUAAAACAUUUUGACCAAAAGAAAUAUCAGUCAAAAUUCACAACUCUCUCGGUAUAUUAUAAAACAAUGGGAGCAGACAGUUUUUAAUGGACAUUUAACAUUCCUAAUAGGGUCUUCAUAUGAGAUGAGUAUAUACAAUUCCUGAUGACACCCUUUAUAACUUCACGAUAGCCAUGGCAGGAUCUUGAGUAUAAAAAGUUAUUUUUCGAUAGUUUUCGUCCAGGUUUUACAUAGAUCCUAAAUCGCUUGAGGCCAAACCUGAGAAAAAAGUUCAAAAUUACCCGUUAGGUAAUAGGAAUUUAUUGAGUAUAUACCGUUUUUGCUCAAUAUCUCCGCCAUUUUCAACUUUUCGACAAAAAGUGUAAGGACUGAAAUUGUUGAAAAUACGAUUUCCUAUAAUUUAGUGAAAAUAGUGACAGAGCAUAAUUAUUAAACUAUCUCGUUUAUUAUUAUUUUUACAAUGAAAAUAUACCUAUACAAAAAUGGAGAGAAUUAAAUUUUAUACAAUUUUGGUCUAUAUCAUUUUUUUGUCAAAAUCAAUAUUAAAGGUAGAACGUAUGCGGUAAAAGUGCGAGCGUAAGACCUGAUUGGUUUUAUAUCAGUUGUUUUUGUUUAAUAUCUUCGUCAUUUUCAACUUUUCCUAAAAAAUGGUAGGAACUGAAAUUGUUCCAAAUAAAUCGUAUUUACAAUUAUUACAAUUUCUUUUUAUCAAUGUUUGUCGUGAGGUCGAUAUUUUCCGAGUUAAUUGUACUUACAGUAGACGGGCAUAUUUUUGACUCUGAUAUUAUUGCAUAUAACUUUUUUUUGUAUUGUAAAACUACAAAAAUCCUUUUAACCCGUUCAAGUCCUGUGUUUUGGCUAUAUAUAGGCAAAUUUUCAGCCAAAUCGAAGAUGAUGUACCUAUUUUGGGAAUGAAGGAAAAUGUAAAAAACGGUAUUUUAACGUUUUCUACACUCAAAUUUGAUCAAACACUUUUUUGAAAUCAAAAUAACUUGUUAUAAUGACUCAUCAUGACAUUUUUGAGUCCCUUCUAUUAAAACAUUGUUUUUUCCAUUGAUACUUUAUGAUGAGAUAAGACAGCGAAUGGGGGUUGACGGCUCUCUAACAACAGACAUAGAAAGAAAACAGCUGAUAUGGUACGGACACGUCCAGAGGAUGGAUAACUCAAGACUCCCUAAAAUAAUUAUGCAAUGGGUACCACCAAACCGCGGAAAGAGAGGAAGACCCAAGAAAUCUUGGAGAGAGGGAGUAACGAAGGCGAUGAGCGCAAGAGCUCUUAGAGAGGGCCAAUGGGAUGAUAGAGUGUCAUGGAAAUUAGGCGUCGGACAACGUCGCAAGACGUUUUAAAACCGAUUAAUAUAUAUACUUUAUGAUAAAAUAUACAAAUUUGUUUAAAAAUCCAAAUCACUGUAAAAUCGCUAAAAAUGAUAUUUUGAGAAAAAAAGAAGACUGUUCGGGCUUCAAUGUAUCAGCUCGGGCUUAUUUUUACGUUCCGCAGAAGCUAUACACCAAGUUUUAGACAAAUCGGAGAUCCAAAAGUAUUUUAUAUCCAAAAUUGAGUGGUUUGAAAUGGAAUCACCCAUAUACAGGGUGGGCCAAAGAAAAGAGUCCACCUCGAUAUUUGGCAGUAGUUAUUAGAUUUUAAGGAAAUGCCGAGACAGGUAUUUUUAAGGUGCAAUUUUUUGAUAUAUAUAUUUCAUACUAAUGACGUCAUCAUCUGGGCGUGAUGACAUACAUAAUCGAUGAUUUUUUUUAAAUAUGAAUAGGGGUCGUGUGGUAGCUCAUUUAAAAGCGUGUUUAAUUCUCUAUUCAGUAAUAUAAACAUUAAUAUCAUUAUUUAUACAGUGACCAAAAAAAUAAUUUUUGAAUUAAAUUAAUUGACGCAAAAAGAAGAAUGGAUGUAAUUUAUUUAAGACAAAAUACAUUCUAUUGCUGUCAGAAAAUAGAAAAAAAUGUUUAUUUGCCAAAUAAACAUUUUGUUGUUUAUUUGGGUUUAUAUGACUACGAACACUAAAUCCAUUCGCCAAAAAUAUAAUAAACAUUGCUUUCCGCUUAAAUUAAAUGUUCAAACUGCUAAGAAGUAGGUGGGAUGCUGUUUGUGAUUUCAAUUUAAGCGAAAAAAAAAAUGUUUAUUUGUGAAAUAAACAUUUUUUUCUAUUUUCUGACAGCAGUACAAUGUAGUUUGAGUUAAAUAAAUUACAAAAAUUAUUGUUUUUGUUAACUGUGUAUACGCUAUGAGCUCGUAGGUAGAGGGGAUAAUUAAAAAUUCGCGAGCGCCAGUAGUGAUAAGUCUGUAAGCUUUUACUGGAAAUUUGACAUAAAUGUCAAAGUGAUUAAUCUAAAACAUUGAAAUUAUACCCUAUUCCACGAAUAUACGACUGUGUUGGAUUAUUUCGACAAAUAAAUUGCAAAUUACAUAUCUGUUUAUUGGAAUAAUUAUUAGAGCCAUUUACUUUCGUACUUCUUAUGUUGCACACUGAAAUAUUCGUUGUCGCGAUAAUCUAAGACAGUCGUAUGUUGGUGGAAUGAACCAUAAAAACAUUAAUAGGAAAUAAUAUUAGUUGGUCAAAACGGUGGUGUAUAUUUUUACCUUAAAUAUACUUACGUUUUAAAUACUGAAUUUAAGUUUUUUUAAUAUUUCGUAAUAUGUAUCUAAUUAAAAACUAAUCUAAGAGCCAUCUACACGAGAAUUGUGAAAGUAUCCGAAGUAAGAAAUUAAUAUUUCAUUAAUAGAACGUUAAAAUGAUUAGCAAAAUCUUUAAAAAAUCGAUUACAAUUUAAUUACUUUUUUGCGUUGUAAAUAUUAAGCGAUAACAAAUAAUAAAUUUAAAAAUUACCGGUGAAAGUUGCAUUAGUAAUCCGCUAGGAGCGACAUCAGCGAAGCUCAGAGCGUAUAAAUAAGUAAUGAUAUUAAUGUUUAUAUCACUGAAUAGAGAAUUUCCCUUUCAAACGAGCUACCACACGAUCUAUUCUCAUUUAAAAAAAUCAUCGAUUACGUCAUCACGCUCAGAUGGAUGACGUCACUAGUAUGAAAUAUAUGCCAAAAAAUUGCAAUAUAAAAAUCGGCCUGUUUCGGCAUUUCCUUAAAAUCUAAUAACUACUGCCAAAUAUCGAGGUGGACUCUUUUCUUUGGCCCACCCUGUAUAUUCCCCUGUUUAAUUAAAUUUUUCUAUAAAUAACUUUGACAAUAGGUACCUAAAAUUCGAAUAACCACGUCUCAACUAGAAAUUAUAACUAAUACAAUUCAGUCAGUUUAUUGAGCGAAUAAAUAAUUUUUUACUCCGUGAGCAGUUCACAGGUUAUUCAAUCAAAAAGAUUUUUUAUUCAAUUUUAUAUAAUAUUGUCAGUUUAAAGGAAGCCGAGCAGCUUUAUACGAAUAAUGAAAAUGUACCUGAUACAGGGACGAUAAAGCAUCGUGAUUUGAAUAAAGAAUUUUACCAUUGCCA